Serpula lacrymans var. lacrymans S7.9 is the source of this 1622-nucleotide messenger RNA. RefSeq lists its product as uncharacterized. The transcript has 6 exons. The coding region runs from base 41 to 334 and encodes 97 amino acids. The record is from RefSeq and is a predicted model, not a curated record. NCBI's taxonomy places the organism in Eukaryota, Fungi, Basidiomycota, Agaricomycetes, Boletales, Serpulaceae.
UCGGAUACGAACCUUUUGUGCCGUUCAUCCAUCCAUCGCAAUGUGGACAUGGCGACGGAAUCGUAUCUGCUUGCUUUCUCCGCGUGCGGGAAGACUUCCACCAACUGAAGCAAAGAAAACAAAGUUCGAAACGGGGUUGCCUCGUCGUUUCAUGCUGAUUUCUGAUUGUCAACACACAUCGUCACCAGGCAGCGCAUCGAAGGGUGGUUGCUGUCACCUGGUUUACAGCAGUUCCAGGCCCCAGGCUGCGUAUUUUUAUUUCGUCCAAAUCCGUAUGCAUAGUGGUCACCCUGCAGUUGUACCUGCAUCAAUAUUAAGGAUCCACGGCCGUUAACUAUGGGGGAAAUUUGCAAUACGGAAAUAUAUUUACGAGACGACAUGGCCAAACCGGGUUCAAAAAAAAAACAAGUAUAAGUAGCGCAGAACACAGGGUCACUUACUCUGUGUACUUUUCGUGGCUUGCCAGUAAAAUAAUAACGUUUUCCUGUCCUGGUGUAUUCACGCUAGAGGUGGCGUUUUCAGAAAGUCUACCCAAAGGACAACCCACAUUCGAGUUGACGCAAUCGGCCACAACUGGGGUAGACAACUCGAGUUUUCGCACAUUCACACGGGCGCUCGGGCUCCUACGAAUCACAGCACUCUCCAAAGGCACGACCAGAAUUUCUCCGACAACUACACACGGUAAUUCAUGCCUUCCCUCCGAGCGACAGAUUGCGUCUAAUAUUCCCAUCCACGACGUCGACGCCCCUUACAACCAUCAGCAUAGUCCUUUCAAGCCUUGUGGCAUUUUUUAUGCCCGAAGUAUCGAUCAAGGCGUUCUGGUGGGGAGCCAAGAGUCUUCCGCUGCCCUCGCAGACACUUUCGCGUACCUAGUGCAUUCUUUGCAUGGACCCACGUUGGUAGUUCCUGGAAUGGAUCUGGUAUUCUGGAUCCCUGUUUCUCAAUACUGUCGUGUCAUUAUUAUCGUGGUGCUUUGGGUACUCGGUCAUUCAAUAGGACUUCUCAGGCGUGUCAGAAGGGGUAGAAAAGUAGCGAUAAAUAGCGAUGAGAGAGGGCAAAAAGUUGUGAAUUACUUAGACAAGCGGUGGGGGAACAGUAUGGCAUCAUGCUAAGGGACGCGUACCCCGCUACCGGCGGGGCCACAUACCCCAAGCUGUACCUGAUCGGCUUGAUAUGGUCUGCCCAAGACCCGACGUUCGUAUAUGCGGGGAUAAUUCCCCGCUACAAUCAUGAGCUUUAGGCUAUGCGCCCAUCGCAAAUUUGACCAAUAUGGUUCUUGGAAGUGAUCAAGAUAAUCUUCAAGCUGAAUAAUAUUGUAUUAUAUUGAACGAUAUAGCGAUAAAAAAAAAGAAGUCAAGCUUCGCAUCAGACGGGAGGGCCAUGUAGUACGUAGCCGCUUUUUGAUCGAGACUAACAUGGGUUAUCGUUAUCAGACAUCGAUCUACCGGAUGUCGAGUAUGAACUGUAUCUGGCGCUAAGGUCCGAAUUUAGCUUGGUCGUGUUAGUGUUAGUGCGACGCUCACCCUCAUAUCCCGCUAACUAGCCCACACUGUCGUACUGAAAUUAUCCUUAAAUUAGCCAGAUAGACCAGUAUGCUAACGAAUACAGCACUUUGGAGUAUC